GCAGAAUUACUGCACUCUUUGUGCAUUCGAACAGUGUUUGUCUUGUACGCUGCAAUGAGCCUUUUGCGGUCCGGAAGAGGCAGCUUACAAUGAGCUCAUAAAGAAACUUCACUAUUUGCUUUGUCGAGAGGCCGCAACGAGAGUGACGAUUGUUCGGAGGUGGUUGGUGGAUCAGUGUUGGCGGCUCACAAAUACAAAAAAAUCCAGCAAUUUGUGAUCCACGUUUUUUGUUCGUCACCUACUGAUACAAGCAAAGUAUGCAAACAAGCUUCACCACAUCGUAAUCGUGAUCGGUUUACCGCUUCGAACGUUGGUGUGUUGAAGCAGGGGUUUACUGAUUGCGUCCCACGACUGUGAUGCUACAUUCUAACAGCGCAGCGUUCAAAAGUUGUGAAAUAUAUCAGAAUUAAAGAAAAUAUUUACGUACUCGGUGUAAUCGAGAAGAUCAACCGACAGGCGAAAACUUUUCGGUUCAAAAGUGCAUGAUCACUUUCUAGUGGCGAGAGUUGGAAACGACGGCUUUUGUGCAAGAUAACAGUGGUUCUCUAUUACUUGUAGUUUGUGAUUGUAUGCGUUACAUGGAUCGUCGCUUGGUGUUGAAGAAAGGAAACCUCAACGGUUGAUUAUAGCAACGUGAAUAUGUUUCAGAAGACCUCAUUUGAUAGUGAGGCGACAGUAUAGACCCAAAAUAAUCAUCCUAAUUAAUUACUCAACAUUACGCAACCGCGGGAUGGCGAAGGCAAAACAUCCCGAUUUCGGGAACCAACCCACGGCUACCAUUGAUAGUACUGCGACUCAACAAAUACCGUCGGCCGAUGGAAUAACAUUGCGAAGUAAUGUUCAAGACACCAGCACAGUAACCAGUACCACGGACAGUACCAGGGGAAGUCUUUCCAAUAUCUCUACGACAUCCAUCAAACAAACAGACAACAGAGACGAUAAUUCGAGCGCCUUCGACAGCAGCAGUGAUACGGAGUGUGAUGAUGAAACAAUUACACGAGUCAUUGAAAGGAUACCAAAUGAGCUGGCUCCCGGAGAAACGCGUAUGAUUCAAAAUGGAAGGUUAAUGUUGGGUCCAGAAACCAUCAAUCCUGGGCUUCGACCACCGCCUAGCAUCGGUUCUAUAGCGCUACAAAACUCUUCGGACAUCACGUUCGGCAAUAAAACUUACAUCAAGGGACAGGUUGUGAUCAAAAAUAUAUAUCAGGAUCGAUUGAAUGGUUCUAGCAAUGCUGGAUACCAAGAACACGAGAACGACGCGGUGGAAACCAGUAAAAAAGAACCUCCAGCAACGUUAUCUUCUCAGGCUAAAUCCUGGCAGUCUAGUCUUAAGGCAUUAAUUAAAGAUAAGCCUCUGCUCAGCUCAAUACUGAUAAUAACACUGAUCUGCUUCCUGAGCGCCGGUGUGGCGAUUAUUUGCAUCCUCACUGCGUCAGGUAAAACUAUAUUUAGCCCUCCGAUAGGCGAUGGAGAUGAUGAUCGUGUCAAUGUCCCUCCGGAAAAGGACAUAGAAGGUGAUAUUUUCCCCGAUCCGAAGCCAUUGCGGCUGGUAACCCGUACCGAGUGGCUUGCUCAACCGCCGCGGGAAGUGUUGGCUGAUCUGAAGCUUCCGGUCAACAACGUCAUUAUUGCACACACCGCCACUGAAGGAUGUACUACACAGCCAGCAUGUCGCCUACGAGUGCGUUAUUUGCAGCUUUUUCAUAUGGACGGCAUGAACUACGAUGACAUAAGAUAUAACUUUCUUAUUGGAGGCGAUGGCAACAUUUAUGAAGGGCGUGGAUGGAAGAAAAUCGGUGCACAUACGCAGGGAUAUAAUUCAAAGAGCAUAGGAAUUGCGUUUAUCGGAGACUAUAACUAUGUCGACACGCCCUCGGAGGAACAAAUGGAACUGUUGCAGAAAAUACUACAAGUUGGUGUCGAAAAACGACACUUACCGGCGAAGUACAAAAUAUAUGCUUCCGAGCAACUUGAACCAACUGCACCAACCGGGAAAUUACUGCUUUUGGCAUUGCGGAAACUUGAUCAGUUCGUCGACAAAACACAAGAACACGCGAACAAGUCCAUACGUUCUGUUCAGCAUAAUUAGGCCAACUGUAUGUACCACGUGAAGUUAAUACAAGAGUUCCACAUAAGCCCCGAAUCGAGAAAUUUUUCUGAUAUUGCGUAUCAAUUUCUGGUUGGCGGCGACGGGAACGCAUAUGAAGGAAG
Anopheles cruzii is the source of this 2211-nucleotide messenger RNA. Its product is annotated as peptidoglycan-recognition protein LC-like. The record is from RefSeq and is a predicted model, not a curated record. NCBI's taxonomy places the organism in Eukaryota, Metazoa, Arthropoda, Insecta, Diptera, Culicidae. The transcript is spliced from 7 exons. Gene Ontology annotation, molecular function: N-acetylmuramoyl-L-alanine amidase activity; zinc ion binding. The coding region runs from base 731 to 2089 and encodes 452 amino acids. Gene Ontology annotation, biological process: peptidoglycan catabolic process.